Laccaria bicolor S238N-H82 is the source of this 282-nucleotide messenger RNA. RefSeq lists its product as uncharacterized. The record is from RefSeq and is a predicted model, not a curated record. The transcript has 3 exons. Bases 1 to 282 code for a protein of 93 amino acids. Lineage: Eukaryota; Fungi; Basidiomycota; Agaricomycetes; Agaricales; Hydnangiaceae.
AUGGGUAGGAGGCUGGGUCUAUCCCCUUUUGGGAUAGUGUCACGUGCUUUCGCGCCCUUCCUCUUGCGCGUCGCUCACCAACUCCUCAUUUCAGGUCGACCGCCUGCGACCCUGCGCCUAACGCUAGCCUCGGGGACGACAAAGCGUCACCAAAAGAUGCUGUUCAGCAAACUCAGGAGGAGCGAGAGCGUAUUCUUCAAUGGGCAAGAGACAUCGUCAAAAAAUAUCCCUACCAGCCACGGGAAGUGCGACGGGAAGCUGCUAGUGCAAAGCAUCAAUUGA